Aspergillus sclerotioniger CBS 115572 is the source of this 1976-nucleotide messenger RNA. RefSeq lists its product as uncharacterized. The transcript has 3 exons. The record is from RefSeq and is a predicted model, not a curated record. Lineage: Eukaryota; Fungi; Ascomycota; Eurotiomycetes; Eurotiales; Aspergillaceae. The coding region runs from base 198 to 1481 and encodes 427 amino acids. Gene Ontology annotation, molecular function: oxidoreductase activity.
UGCUUUUUCUUGUUGAAGCCCCAUUUAUUACUAAUGCGGCAGAUUUAACUGAGGGGUUGAAUGUACCAGCCACCCCUUGCCAUGUGAUGCAGCUGUACUGCAACAACCACCUUUUUCACCAUCGCCAAGUCUAGACGUCACACAACUGCUCAGCCUCUACCAGACAGAGGGAUUGAGUAGGCAAUAAUAAGCGACCUAUGGAGAACCGCACCCUAAACACGGCGGGAGGGUAUACCCCAGAAAAGGUUCCUCAAGCUCUCUGGGGAUCACAGCGAAUUGUCACCUACAUUUGCCUGUUGCUCCCAGCAUACUUGAUUCUCGUAUCCCUGCUUCGAUUUCGUCAUGCACGGUGGCUGCGCCAGAAAUACCACUAUCCCACUCGGGAGUCCUUUUCUCGUAUGACCGACGAUGACGCUUGCGAAAUACAGAAAACCCUGGUUCAGCUGGAAUUUCCCUUUUUCUACCUCAAGUCGCUCCAAUUUGCUCUCUUCAGGACUUAUGGAAUUCCGAGCAUCUCGGGAGCGCUCACAAACACGACCCAGUUCACUAAGCCCGAGACAGCCCUGAAACGCUACGCCGAUACCGUCGCCUUGGUCCAGGAGUUUAUAGGUCACGCACCGACCUCCAGUCGUGCUUGCACUUCUAUUGCACGCACCCGCUGGAUCCAUAGCAGCUAUCGCGCUUCCGGCAAAAUUCUAGAAGAUGACAUGCUAUACACACUUGGCCUCUUCGCCACUCAGCCCGUCGAAUUCGUCGAGAAGUAUGAAUGGCGGAACCUAAGUGACCUUGAGAAGUGUGCCAUUGGUACCUUUUGGAAAAGUCUAGGCGAUAGCUUACAAAUUAGCUAUGAUGCUCUCCCGUCAGGCAAGACGGGAUUUCGUGAUGGCCUCCAAUGGUUGGAGGAAAUCAUGGUCUGGAGCAACAAUUACGAGGCUCGUUGCAUGGCUCCCCAUGUUAAGAACCGCGAAAUUGCCGACCAGACGAUUGCAAUGUUGCUGUAUAUGGUUCCGAAGCCGCUGCAACAAUUUGGAUUGACCUUCGUUACGUUCAUGAUGGAUGAUCGUCUGCGGAGGGCCAUGCUGUUUGAGGCUCCUCCGGCGUUGAAUGCCAAGUUAUUUUCGUUCUUGUUAUCCGCUCGUCGGUUCGCCAUGCGGUACCUUGCGCUUCCCCGCCCAUACUUUCUGCGGUAUAACAGUUAUACCGAUGAACUGGAUGAGAACGAUCGCAUCUUCAUGGUCAACUGGGAUGCUGCACCCUACUAUGUGAAGCCAACUUUCCGGAACCGCUGGGGUCCAGUUGCUUGGCUAACUUGGGCGCUUGGCCGACCUUUGCCGGGAGACGAAGGUAGCAAGUAUUAUCCGCAAGGAUAUUAUACCCCUAAUGUCGGUCCCACGUAUUUCGAGGGUAAGGGCCGUCGGGGUAUGGAUGAGAUCAUGAAAGAAUUGGAGACCACACGACGGGGCCAAUGCCCUUUUCUUUAGGCGCUGCGCACGAGUUGAGAUCGGGUACCAUGUGAUGAGCACAUAUAUGGCAGAAGACCCGAGACGCCUUUGCAUAAGAUGCGCUGAGAUGUGUCCUACUUUUUGAGUAGCUCAAUGGGCGUGGUAUGCUGCAGACAAGAAUUCAGUGGGAUAAAGUUGUCGAACGCUGCAGCAUAUCAGGCCUUCUCACAGAUCUCAGCAGCCUCCCUCGUCAGCCACUUCCAAAAGGACCAGAUUGUUAUAUACUGGCGCCAUUAUGAUGGCUGCCUGGCGCAGUUUGUCUUGAAGUGACAGCAUAUCUGUUUCCCAUCCUAAUUGGGAAUCCACCCACAAUUGAACAGUGAAUAUUGAAGAAAGUGAAAGUCUAUGCACUCACUGCUAAAACUUCCGUGCUAUGCUUCAUAUGUAGGGAAUCCCUCAUACAAACCAUAAGAAAUACUGCAUAGACAGGGGAGCUAUAGCCUUGCUCCACCCAAUAAGCGCGUUGGACCCGCC